Brassica oleracea var. oleracea is the source of this 692-nucleotide messenger RNA. RefSeq lists its product as uncharacterized. The record is from RefSeq and is a predicted model, not a curated record. Gene Ontology annotation, cellular component: NatC complex. The coding region runs from base 178 to 522 and encodes 114 amino acids. Lineage: Eukaryota; Viridiplantae; Streptophyta; Magnoliopsida; Brassicales; Brassicaceae. The transcript has 2 exons.
UCGCCUCUCCCUAGAGACGGAGAAAUUCAACUAUCUUAUUUCGUCUUCUCCGACGAUUGUCUCAGCUGCGAUUGCGAAUCGGAGCCGUAGAGUAGUCAUAGGGUUCCACGAGCACUCGCCUUUGAAGCUCCAAAGACUGCUACUACCAUACACAAGAACAAGAGCCUGUCGUGAAAAAUGGAACAAGUCGAUGCAGGAGGAAGCACGACCACCGUCGCUGCGUCGACCUCUGGAGAGUCGGGUUUAGAUCCGAUAGCACGAGUGAGGAAGCUUUUGUUCCGCCAGAUGCUCGUUGGAAUCAAAGACGGGAGAUUCUUCCUUGGCAGUUUCCACUGCAUUGACAAACAAGGAAACAUCAUCCUCCAAGACACCGUUGAGUAUCGCAGCAUUAGAAGAUCCUCUCCUUCCCCUACUGAACAGCGUUGUCUUGGUAUGAUCCUCAUCCCUGCCUCUUGCAGGACCUCUUGCCAUGUUGAUUGCUCUAUCGAGGAACAACUUUCAUUGAUUCAGCUCAAAGAGUAGAGCCUCUUUUAUAGACUUGAUGAGUUGGUCUCUUCGUUAUGCCCCGAAAUCAAAAUUUGAUUCCAUGUUCUUGUAUUGUAUGAUGAAUGAUUCACAUAACUUUGUGAAGAUAAAUGUAUACAUGCAUUGGAAGCCUUGUGGAGUUUUAUAUUUACAUUUAAUAGAGAAGA